AUGCAUGAAGACGAAGGUUACUCUCUAGGUAGCGUUCCACAAGAGCUCGGCCGCCUAAAGCAUCUUGACGAACUUAGUUUGGGCUCCAAUGGCCUAACUCGAUCCAUACCAGCCCAAAUAUUCAACAUCUUGACACUGCGAGUACUGGACCUAUCGGACAAUACGCUUUCUGGAAGGCGUCCGUCAUCCAUGGGUCAUGGAUUGAUCAACCUUGAAUGGCUUGUUCUCGAUUCGAAUGAGUUGGAUGGAGUGAUACCAGCCUCAAUCUCAAAUGCGUCUAAGCUGACUAUUUUAGGGUCGAUUGGAAAUAGAUUCAGCGGUCCAGUUCCAAACUCUCUUGGAAACCUAAGACUUCUAAGAGUAUUGGGUCUCGUUGAUAAUCAUUUGACAACUGAACCUUCAUCGAGAGAAUUGAGCUUUAUCAGUUACUUAACAAAUUGUAAGUAUCUGAAAAUUUUAGACUUUUCUGAAAAUCCGCUGCAUGGUUUUCUUCCGAUGUCAAUUGGGAAUCUCUCAACUUCUAUGGAGAGAUUCUAUGCAUAUGGUUGCGGAAUCAAGGGAAGCAUUCCCGAUGCAAUUGGGAAUUUGAGCAGCCUAAUGAUUUUGAGUCUAGAUGGAAAUCACCUGAGUGGGACCGUUCCGAGCACAAUGGAAUACUUGCAAAAUCUUCAAGGUUUGGAUUUGAGUGCUAAUCAAUUAAGUGGUUCAAUUCCAGAUUCCAUUUGCAAGUUAAAGAGAUUGUCCCAAAUCUAUCUGGGGCAAAACCAGUUUCGUGGGUCAAUGCCAUCAUGCUUAAAUAAUAUUAGUUCCCUGAGAGUAGUAACGCUAUUAGAUUUGUCAGGAAAUCACCUUAAUGGGAAUAUUCCAAGUUCCUUAAGAGGCUUGCAAAGUUUAGCAACGCUUUCAUUAGCACAAAAUAAACUUCAGGGACCUGUUCCAGACUCUCUCAAUCAGAUGUUAAGCUUGGAAUUUUUAGAUCUAUCCAAUAAUAAUCUAUCAGGUCCAAUACCAAAGUCCUUGGAGACACUUUUAUAUCUCAAAUACAUUAAUCUUUCUUUCAACCACUUAAGAGGAGAAAUUCCCUCCAGUGGUCCUUUCAAGAACUUCACAUAUGAAUCAUUCAUGUCUAAUGAUGACUUGUGUGGCGCUCAGAGAUUUCAUGUUCCUCCAUGUGGUUCUCCUCGGAUUCACAAAUCCAGUCAGAAGAAAGUAUUUCAUAUGCUAGGCAUUCUAUCAGGUAUUGCAGCAACAAUAAUUGCUCUUACAACUGCUGCAAUUUUACUUUUAAGAUGCCAAAGGAAGGAUGAGGCUUCAAGAAAUACUGAUUUGUUGCCCAUGGGAUUGCCAAAAAUGAUUUCAUACUAUGAACUUGUGCAAGCAACCAAUGGUUAUGAUGAAAGCAAUUUGCUUGGCAAAGGGAGUUUUGGAUCUGUAUAUAAGGGUAUUUUGACGGAUGGGACAGUUGUAGCCGUGAAAGUUUUCACUUUACUAGCAGAAGUCACUUCCGGGAGUUUUGAUACAGAGUGUGUAGUUCUACGCAACCUUCGCCAUAGAAACCUAACCAAAGUGAUUGGUAGCUGCUCUAACUUGGACUUUAAAGCCUUGGUGCUUGAUUAUAAGUCCAAUGGGAGCCUUGAGAAAUGGUUGUACUCCCACAACCAUUGCCUGGAUCUGCUGCAAAGGAUAAGCAUAAUGAUGGAUGUUGCUUCCGCAUUGGAAUAUCUCCAUUUUGGUUAUACAACACCAGUGGUUCACUGCGAUCUGAAACCUAGCAACAUAUUACUCGAUGAAAGUAUGGUUGCUCAUGUGAGUGAUUUUGGUAUGGCAAAGUUUUUGGAUGAAGAAAAUAGUGUUCUGCAUACCAAGACACUUGCAAUGCUUGGAUACUUGGCACUGGUUUGGCAUAUUUGA
Molecule: messenger RNA, 1911 nt
Organism: Coffea arabica (coffee)
Lineage: Eukaryota; Viridiplantae; Streptophyta; Magnoliopsida; Gentianales; Rubiaceae
Biological process (GO): protein phosphorylation
Molecular function (GO): protein kinase activity; protein binding; ATP binding
Source: RefSeq, a predicted model, not a curated record